GAAGCUCAGCAGUACCAGAGGAAGAAGUGUGCAAUGACGAGUUUGCGGGUGCUCGAGCUUUACAGUGGGAUAGGAGGGAUGCAUUAUGCUGUUAAGGAGAGCGGCAUACCUGGCCAGAUAGUGGCUGCCAUAGACAUAAACACCACAGCUAAUCAAAUCUACAGGCACAAUUUCCCCGACACCCCCCUCUGGAACAAGACCAUUGAGGGCAUUACACUAGAUGACUUCAAUAAAUUAUCUUUUGACAUGAUUUUGAUGAGCCCUCCUUGCCAGCCUUUCACUAGGAUAGGACUUCAAGGUGACAUUGCUGACCUCAGAACCAAGAGCUUUCUCUACAUCCUUGAUCUUCUGCCAAGGCUGAACAGGUUGCCCCGCUUCAUUCUGCUGGAGAAUGUGAAAGGCUUUGAGAGCUCCUCUGCCAGGGAACAUUUGGUGAAAACAUUGAAGGAAUGUGGAUACACUUUCCAGGAGAUCAUGGUCUCACCCACAAGUGUUGGGAUCCCAAAUUCAAGACUGCGUUAUUUCCUGAUAGCGAAGAUUUCAACAGGAAAGGUAUUAGAUGCCUUUCCACGUCUUGCUGAGAGUGAUUCCCCUGAGCAGCCCACACUCUUGCGUCCUCCCCACCCAGGUUCCUGCCAGCCAGAGGAGGAAAUGCAGGGGGGUCAUUUCCUGUAUAAAUUAGAGACACAAAUGGAUGCCCAGAGGAAGGAAAAUCAGAACAAUGAUCUGUCUAUCAGACAGAUCCAAGACUUUUUGGAACCACAGAUGGAAGUAAACAUGGAACACUAUCUCCUUCCUUCCAAAAUACUGCUGCGAUAUGCUCUGCUGUUGGACAUUGUUCGGCCCACAUGCAGGAGGUCUGUUUGCUUUACCAAAGGCUAUGGGCGGUAUGUCGAGGGAACGGGCUCAGUACUACAAUGCUGCAUGGAAACAGAGAUGGAGAGUGUGUUUAGAGGUCUGGACCAAUGCUCUGGACAGGAGAAACUCCAGAGACUGUUGAAACUGAAGCUUCGGUAUUUUACUCCCAGAGAAGUUGCCAACCUCAUGGGUUUCCCUCAAAGCUUCUCCUUUCCAGAGCAGAUCCCGACCAAGCAGCGGUACAGAGUCCUAGGAAACAGCCUCAAUGUUGUGGUAGUGGCCAAACUCUUACAGCUGCUGGUUUCCUAGCUCUUGAGACACACUGGAGGUUGACACCAUGUUAUUUGUCACUGUAGAUCAUAUGACAGGUGCUCUCUGCCCAAUAUCUCUGUUUGCUAAUGUACACUCUGGUUUUUGAUGGGGAUGUUCACUGUGUAAGUUACUUACUUACAACCAUUACAUGUCUCUUGUUACACAUUACAUGUCUACAAGUUUUUUUUUUUAAUGAGUGCAAUAAUAAUA
Molecule: messenger RNA, 1380 nt
Organism: Chelmon rostratus (copperband butterflyfish)
Lineage: Eukaryota; Metazoa; Chordata; Actinopteri; Chaetodontiformes; Chaetodontidae
Gene: trdmt1
Product: tRNA aspartic acid methyltransferase 1
Exons: 11
Coding region: 34-1167 (377 amino acids)
Molecular function (GO): methyltransferase activity
Source: RefSeq, a predicted model, not a curated record